GACAGCUUGCUUUCCGCGACGGAGCUUCGUUCCGGACAGCCUUCAACUACCAACGCUCCCCUCGCCCGCGGAUGCGUGCGCAUACGAAUCCCCGUUCCGCCAUCUCUUGAGACGUCAAGUUUCCCGCCAUCAUGGCUUCGUCGUCGCAUUUUGUGCAGCUGGCCAAGACGCUGCCAACUCCGUUGCAGCGCUUCUUCGCGCGCUGGCCACCAGCCGCGAUUCUUCCCGAAGGCGCUGCCGCCAAGCCAACCCCCUACCAAGAGCUACGGCCGAAUCCCUUCCGCUUCUACAAGCAUUCUGUGACAGGGAAGUGGCAAGACCCGGCGUAUUCGCAGCGCCGGCAGGCCGAGCUGGUCCAGAUGGCACGCGAGCACGGCGUUGAGGACCUCCUACCUGAGACGACCAAGGGCACGGAAUACCGCCUGGCAUACCGCGUGGAGCACGGUCUGAGGGUGAAGGGAACGGGUGUCGGACAGAAGGUCAAGGGACGCAUCCACGAGAGACACAUGAUUUCAAGGAUGGAGGAGCGGAGGAAAGCUAUGUUGGCGAUGCCCAAUCUCAUCAAGUCCUGGAAGAGAAUUGGCAAGAGGAACUGGACCAAGUUCCCGAAAUAAACGACCUGACGAUGUUGGGGAACAGAGAGUAUCAGCCGUCAUUUACCGGGCUUUGUAUAUACACUAUGUACUUCUAUGUAAACGACACCUCCAUGAAGGACCAGCAGCUCUUUCAGUCUCAAUUCUCCUGCGGCGCUCCAAUCCGGAUAUACGUUGU
Molecule: messenger RNA, 771 nt
Organism: Purpureocillium takamizusanense
Lineage: Eukaryota; Fungi; Ascomycota; Sordariomycetes; Hypocreales; Ophiocordycipitaceae
Gene: MRPL25
Product: 54S ribosomal protein L25, mitochondrial
Exons: 3
Coding region: 132-614 (160 amino acids)
Cellular component (GO): mitochondrial large ribosomal subunit
Molecular function (GO): structural constituent of ribosome
Source: RefSeq, a predicted model, not a curated record